CAUGUGGCAGAGCAACUUUCAGUUAGUUCUCGAAUAACUAUAUAUGGUGAAAAUGGUAAUGAGAAAAGAUUACAACUUCUUGGGCAAGCCCCAUUCUCACCUCUAAGCCUCCACCAUGAAUCAUCCCAAUGAGAAAAAUGGUUGGAUGUCUGUUCCUCAAUUUGGGGGGUGGGAUCAUACGGCCCCAGGAGCAACUGACUAUUCUGUUGUAUUUUCUCGAGCUCGAGCCAAUCGUAAGCAGCAAAAGACGGACUUGAGUGACUUCAAGCGCAACAGUAUCGGUACCGAAAGGGAGCUCAUCAACCCUGUUCAUCAUCAAGAUGAUCAAAUAAUGAGGAAAAAGAAGAUUCUGACCUACAUCAAUUGCUGCAUUAGGCCUUGAUUUACUAGAUGCACUCAAUUGUCAAUCAUCUUGCACUAUUGCACUAAAUUUUGAAUUCUGGCUUGUAAAUUUAUGGAUGGCAAAUGUUAGUCAAUUGAAGCAUAAGCAAUCAAAUAUUCUGUAAUCUUUCUAUUUUUUUCUUGGCCAGAAGAUUCUGUAACCUUUCAAGUAUGCUAUGUAUGCUAUUUACUAUCUAAA
Carya illinoinensis is the source of this 580-nucleotide messenger RNA. RefSeq lists its product as uncharacterized. The transcript is spliced from 3 exons. Bases 116 to 382 code for a protein of 88 amino acids. NCBI's taxonomy places the organism in Eukaryota, Viridiplantae, Streptophyta, Magnoliopsida, Fagales, Juglandaceae. The record is from RefSeq and is a predicted model, not a curated record.